AUGGCAACGAUAGCGUCACGCGGGCUGCAGCCCAAUUCUUCCCUCCCCGCCAAGGUCCAGAGCAUACCGCCAAACCAAACAAUUUACAUCACAAACCUGCCUUCCGCCAAAAUACAAAAAGACGAUCUGCGAACAGCACUCUACAUGCUCUUUUCGACCUUUGGACCCGUCCUCGACAUCGUCGCCCUCAAGACCAUGUCCAUGCGUGGGCAAGCACAUAUUGUCUUUCGAGAUAUCCAAGCCGCUACGCAAGCCAUGCGCACGUUGGAUGGGGAAGAAUUCCUGGGGAGAGCCAUGAAAAUUCAAUACGCCAAGUCCAAGUCCCAUUUUGUCAGCAAGAUUGACGGCACCCUCACGCUGCCCACCAAGGGCGCCGCUGCUCCUGAGCAGACGGAGCUGCAACAGAGCAUCUUCAACGCACCCCCGGCUGGCACCGCAACGACAGAAACACCGGCCAAGCCGCCUCCCAGCGCCGUGGACCAUGCCAUGAAGGAUGUCGGCGGCUCGCCCGAAAGCCGUGGGCAGAAGCGCAACCGAGACGAAGAAAGCGAACCUGAAGAUAGUGGCGAGGACAUGGCAAUGGACGAGGACAGCGACGACGAAUAA
Cordyceps militaris CM01 is the source of this 606-nucleotide messenger RNA. RefSeq names its product Nucleotide-binding, alpha-beta plait. Lineage: Eukaryota; Fungi; Ascomycota; Sordariomycetes; Hypocreales; Cordycipitaceae. The coding region runs from base 1 to 606 and encodes 201 amino acids. The transcript is spliced from 3 exons. Gene Ontology annotation, molecular function: RNA binding. The record is from RefSeq and is a predicted model, not a curated record.